AUGGCAUUUGUGUCUGGAGGCGGAGGUGGGCUGCCUCCUCAGGGCUCACAACCACCGCAGCAGCUUUCCAAUCUGGGUACAAUGCCUACUAAUCAGCAACAGAUAUUGGAAGCCAUCCUAUUACAACAACAAGCGCAACCAAAUUUGGUUUCUCAGCUUUUAUCACAAGCCUUCAUAGGAAAUUCCGGAGUAAUUGGUGGAGCUGGUGCGACGUUGAACCCAACUCCCAUACCUCAAAAUAAUCCUGCCCAAUUAUCUGCUCCUUCAACUCUAAACAGUUUUAAUCAAUCUACUCAACUUCUUUCAUUUCUUCAGAGUCAAUUAGCUCUUCAGCAGCUCAUCAGCCCAGCCGCUCAGCUGAACACUCAAAAUAGUCUGGUGAACAAUCCUGUUCUAUUCUAUCAACAGUUGCUUCAACAACAACAACAACAACAGCAGCAGCAACAACAGCAACAACAGCAACAACAGCAACAACAUCAACAAGCUCUUCUGCAACAUCUACAGCAGCAAGUUGCUCAGUCUGCCACUACAACUCAUGUACAGCAACCCUUACAGAUCUCUCAGACUAACAGUGCAUUUCAGCCUCCUCAACAAGCUUCAUCUGGAGGAAAUGUUCAGUCGCUUCUGAAUGCUCAGGAAAAGUUGAUGAGCUCCGUUCUGGAGCAGCAACAAAUAUAUCAACAGAAGCAUCAACUCCCGUUACCAACUCCAGUUCCCGUUCAGCAAGCUGCAGGGGUUCUGACGUUGGUUCGCAGAGAUCAAGAGCAACAGAAUCAGCAGGCUCUGCAUCUCUUGCAACAGGCUUCAACAUCCCAAGAUCCUCGAAGCGCGAAUAACUUGAACCAUAAAGAAGUGCAUGAUAGGAUAAAUAGGAUUAUAAGUGAAAAUGAAGCUAUUGUACAAACUCAGGAACCCAUUUUAAAGCGUAGACCAUAUCAUCGGCAAGUCGGACAGCAAUCCUCUGUUGAUCAUGAUAGUAAUAGUAGUUCCACUCGUACUUCUCCUGGAAUUCGCGAUGUUCGCAUGCUUCAAACUGCUGGAAGAACGCAGUCUCUUUAUGAGCCAUUAAAUGGUGUUCGUGGAUUAUGUGGUGGAAGUUUAACUUCAGGUCAACCUAUUUUGCGGCAAAUGCAACAGCAUUAUACUCCCAUUUGUACGUAUUGUCACGUUGAAUUCCCUAAUGAAGCGGGUCUUCAAGUCCAUGAGUUGAGAUGUAGUAAACGUUUGGAGUUAGAGAAGAGUCGCGCUGAAGCUGCAGCAGCAGUUGUAGCGUCAGCUAUUCCUAACACUUCAAUUGCAUCUGCGAUCGUGUCACCCGUUGUUAACAACAUAGAAACCGAUUCGACGCGUCAUCUUCCAACUCUCAAAAGAAGAAUAUUGGCUUCUGUAGAAUUAGAGCAACAGGAGAAGAAGAAGCUAUCAAGAAGGGACUCCGGUGAGAUAAUUGUCGUUGAUUCACGACCUGAAAAGAAAGAUAGCAUAACUGACAAUUUGUUACUUGGAAACUUUGCCAGGAGGUGCGCUAAUGCCGGAUUGAAUAUCUUGCCGUCCACAUCCAGUGUUCCUUCAAUAACUGGCUUGUCAAACCCUUUGUUUUUACCUGGUAUACCAUCUCUCAACGCAACUGCUUUCACUCAGAUUCCUGUCCGAGUGCAGUCGAAUCAAACUCAGCUUGCCACUUUGCAAACGCCAUCAACAUCAAUGUGCACGACGUCUGAAGCCAACAUGGACGCUUCUGAAGCAACGGAUAGUAGACCUUUCGCACUGAAUGGAGUUACUCUUACGGGAAGACUUGACAGACCUUAUACUCUCGUUCUAAACGAGUCUAGUAAGUCUAGCAGUCAAGAACCUUCAAAGCACCCGCGAAAUCGUGGCCGAAGUAUAACUAGUGAAACGUAUGUGUGCAUGCAUAGGGCACAGCCAAUGUUUGUAGAACAAAAAGGAAACCUCAGUAUGUAUAGCAAUUGGCACCAAGUGACAGUAAAUGAAUCAGAAUCGAAGCUGAAUCUUCUUUUUAUGGGAAUGUGUACACCCAAACCGCGGACUGGGGAGCAUUCAUUCUGGCGUUAUACAGCUGCUAAUAGAGAUACAAGCAACUUGAAGGUUACUCAUUCUUCCUUCUGGGAAACAGGCCAAAAAAUGAGAUGUUUGAAACUAGAUAUAAAUGAUGAUGCAUCAGGAGUUAAAGAUGAAGAUACACCUUUACCACCUUUUGAGCUCAUUGAAACCAAGCCAGUCGAACCGAAGGUUGAACCAGAGGAAAUAGUUGUUGAAGAAAUCGUGGUGGACAAGGUGGAGCCCAAAGCUGAUGAAGAUGUUCUUCUGAAGCCUAGUUCCCACUCAAUCCUUAUGAAUUCGGAAUCUAUUGUUGGAGGACACAGAACAGAUGAAGCUUACAUUUAUGUUCGCGGUAGGGGACGCGGUCGUUAUGUGUGUGAUAGAUGUGGUAUUCGGUGUAAGAAGCCUAGUAUGCUGAAAAAACAUCUGAAAUCACACACCGACAUUAGACCUUUCAAAUGCAAGCAAUGUAAUUUUAGUUUCAAAACUAAAGGCAAUUUAACAAAACAUCUGAGUUCCAAGACCCAUAGGAGACGUGUACAAAAUGAAGAAGAAGGAGGUAGUGACAAUGAAGAUCGCCUUGAAAUAGCUGAGGAUGACAAUCCUGAAGAGCAUGCGGCAGAAGAAGGGUUCCAUGAUGAUUCAUGCAGCACGGACGAUGAAGAUGAUGAGGAUGGUGCGCAUAUAGAUAUGGAUAUUAAUGUUAUGGAGAAUUUGCCUUUCAAGAGAUUCGGACAAGAGAACAUUAUCAUGGAGAGAACUGCUCACACGCCUCCUUCGCGAUGGGUGCUCUUUGAUGAAGAUAUAAACAAUUAUUGGCCUGAAAAUAACAAUCGGCAAGAAAGAAGGAGAUGCAGUUCGGCUCCACCAGCUGCUAUGGCAAGUCCACUCGGUCAACCUCGUAAUGAAGAUUCUGCCUUCGUCUCACAAAAGCUGUUCACUACAACAUCCAGUGGUACGACGCCAUCAUCUGUAACCUCAUCGACGACGAACACAAUUGCACGUCCUGGAAAUCAGCAAACCUCUUUGUUGCUUUCCUUCAUGUCGAAAGAGGAGCCGUUGAAAUGUAACAUGUGUGACCGCAGUUUUCGCAAACAGUCCGAAUUGUCUUACCAUCAACUGACACAUAACAUUGAGAAGCAAAAUCCAAAGAAUCGCAUGUUUCAGUGUCCUGAGUGUCGUGUGCCCCUACGAACUAAAGCUCUACUCGCCAAGCACGUCGAAAAUUCGCACGGUGGCCAUAUUGAUGAUAGCAUAACACCUAGCGUUGAUCCCAGCGCCUCAACACAGUCUGUUCUCGGUGGAGGUUCUGCUUCACUUGCUCAUAAUCCUCGAUCUUUCCUAUGCACGGAUUGUGAUAUAGGCUUUCGCAAACAUGGGAUUUUAGCGAAGCAUUUAAGGUCGAAAACUCAUGUCAUGAGGCUGGAAACGUUGAAAAAGUUGCCUGUUGAUUCUCUAUCUUUGAUAACAAGGAAGUACAAUGGUAAUAUAUUGAACGAAGUAGAUACUACCGAUUGUGAAAAAGCAAGGAAUAGUUUGUUUGAAAUAGUUGAGAAUAUACGACAAGAACUACAACGGAAUGCUUCAACAGCAACAGCAUUGGCCCAGGUCUCCCCCGCAAGCAAUGCUUCCAGUAGCUUAGAAUGUAGGGAAAUGCUUGUAGCCUCUCCAAUACCUUCAUCUGUAGUAUCCUCUAGUCCAAUGCCUUCUAAUCAAUUGGUGGAUGAACAAUCCUCAUCCAAUAAACAUAUCGUUGACAAUGCUCAUUCUAAUAGAAGCAGUUCGGAAAAGGAUGUGAAAAACAAUACGGAUGCUUCGUUUCAUAUCAUUCCUAUCAAUGACAAUCCUUCAUUAUCCAAAGUUAUUUCAGCUAAUGUAUGGGUCCCUCCUAAAACAGUAGAAUCGAGUUUGGAUCGCAAUGCCGCAAUUUUUUCCAGUGCCAAUAAACCUGGCCCCGAGCAAUCAGUGGAAGUUCCAGUAACAGAUGUGAAAAUGGAUGCAAACUCAUCUUCACCUCUGCCAACCACUUCUAACGGCUUCUACUCACCAUCAAGUGGGUCACAAUGCUUGUAUUGUGAUGCAAGUUAUGAAAACUCCAUUGAAUAUCAGAUUCACAUGUAUGCAGAUCAUAUAACGGUAAAAGAUGAGACCUACUUCAAAUGUCCGAAAGGAGGGUGUGGAAAAGUGUAUCCUAGUAAGGAAUGCUUGCGUACGCACAUCGUCGCUCAUUAUAAGUCCAAUAAAUCACCUGACACUAGAGAGGACGAAAGUGUCUCAUCGUCUACAUCUAUAACAGCUGCAGGACGUGUUGAUGAAAAUGAUGCUCGAAACUCCCCUCUCUCAGAUACAACAGAUAGCGCUUGCCAAAGCCCGAUAAACGUUGAUUUGAGCAAAGGAGUGGUAUCAGAAACGCGUCCAACAGAAGAACUCCGGUUACCGUGCAGUUUGUGUCAAAAAGUGUUUCCCGAUGCCAACUCUUUACAAGAGCAUUGGUUUGCUCAUGUUCCGGUUCGACCUAACGUUUGUGAUGUUUGUGAUGCUGGCUUCACAACACAUGAACAGUUGUUAGUUCAUGCAGAGACUCAUGUCGAUGAAAAAUCGAAUCUAGCCAAACUUUAA
Molecule: messenger RNA, 4677 nt
Organism: Auanema sp. JU1783
Lineage: Eukaryota; Metazoa; Nematoda; Chromadorea; Rhabditida; Rhabditidae
Source: the annotation of a GenBank genome assembly